GCUGGAAACCAUGUCUCACUACACAGACGAACCAAGAUUUACCAUAGAGCAGAUAGACCUCCUCCAACGCCUGAGACGCACAGGAAUGACCAGACAUGAGAUCCUCCACGCUCUGGAAACCUUGGAUCGUCUUGACCAAGAGCAUAGCGACAAAUUCGGCAGAAGGUCUAGCUACGGAGGUGGUUCCUACAGCAACAGCACCAACAACGUCCCAGCAUCUUCCUCUACGGCCACAGCUUCCACGCAGACCCAGCAUUCUGGGAUGUCCCCAUCCCCGAGCAACAGUUACGACACCUCCCCCCAGCCUUGCACUACUAAUCAGAACGGGAGGGAGAGUAACGAGAGGUUGUCCGCCUUCAACGGGAAGAUGUCGCCCACCCGCUACCCGCUGGCCAACAGCUUGGCCCAGAGGUCGUACAGCUUUGAGGCUUCUGAAGAGGACUUGGACAUCGACGACAAAGUGGAGGAGCUGAUGAGGAGGGACAGCAGUGUGAUAAAGGAGGAAAUCAAAGCCUUCCUAGCCAAUCGGAGGAUUUCCCAGGCAGUUGUUGCACAGGUAACAGGGAUCAGUCAGAGCCGGAUCUCCCAUUGGCUGUUGCAGCAGGGGUCGGACCUGAGUGAACAAAAGAAAAGGGCAUUUUACAGAUGGUACCAGCUUGAGAAGACAAAUCCUG
Molecule: messenger RNA, 674 nt
Organism: Merops nubicus (carmine bee-eater)
Lineage: Eukaryota; Metazoa; Chordata; Aves; Coraciiformes; Meropidae
Product: homeobox-containing protein 1
Exons: 3
Biological process (GO): positive regulation of DNA-templated transcription
Cellular component (GO): nucleus
Molecular function (GO): double-stranded telomeric DNA binding
Source: RefSeq, a predicted model, not a curated record